CCACACUAGAAGGAAAUUGCGCCCCGAAGGAGAAUAAGUGGAGAUAAAAAACGUCACCCAGAAUAAGCCGAUAAAUUUUUGGUGCUGCUGAGAGAGCAACGUGAAUAAAUCUCAAAGGACAGGUUUAGUGGAGAUAAAACAUUUAAAAAAAAAAAAAGACACACAGAAUGUACAAGAACCGGUGAAAACGUUGAGGUGAAUUAACUUGGCUCGAGUGAAGUGAAAAUCCACCAGUGAAACCUGGUGGGUUUGAAAACAUUAAAAAAACAGAAGAGACCAACGAAAAAUGGGAAAGAAAAACAGCAAACUCAAGCAAGACACUAUCGAUCGCCUGACCACAGACACCUAUUUCACGGAAAAGGAAAUCCGACAGUGGCAUAAAGGAUUUCUCAAGGACUGCCCCGACGGUCUUCUCACUGAACAGGGAUUUAUCAAGAUCUACAAGCAGUUCUUUCCACAAGGCGAUCCCUCCAAGUUCGCUUCACUCGUUUUUAGGGUUUUCGAUGAGAAUAAUGACGGUACGAUAGAGUUUGAGGAGUUCAUCAGAGCCCUGUCAGUAACGUCAAGAGGAAAUCUAGACGAGAAACUACACUGGGCAUUUCGACUGUACGACGUCGAUAACGAUGGUUUUAUCACACGAGAAGAAAUGUAUAACAUCGUGGACGCGAUAUAUCAGAUGGUGGGUCAGCAGCCACACGCAGAGGACGAGAAUACGCCACAGAAGAGGGUAGACAAGAUAUUCGAUCAGAUGGAUAAAAAUCACGAUGACAGGCUGACACUCGAUGAAUUUCGUGAGGGUAGCAAAGCUGAUCCAAGAAUCGUCCAGGCACUGUCACUCGGCGGAGAGUAACCCACAUUAAGCCCCUCAAGCCCUCAAAAUGUGAAAAUAUAAAUGAAAAAACUCCCUGUUAUUUUAUUCAUCCCUCAAUAUUCAUCAACGAAUAACUGAAUUAUUCGAUGCAGCUAUUCCACUGCAAAUAAUAUUCAGCAUUUCAAGAACAACGUUAACAUGAAUUUUAUAGAUGGACUGAUAUAACAUUACGGGGAGAGGGAGGAAGGGCGGCAGGGGCGGGAGGGGGGACGAAAUUCCCAUCGGAAUAAAUCUGGUAAAGUGCGAAUAGAAGAAGUGCCCUUUGUGGAUGGCAACUGGAAGCAGGCCAACGAGGGGAAUGGAGGGGAGGGCUCGCCCAUCGAAUGCCGACACUACUUUUGGGUUAACCCAGCACGUAUCCCCGGGUGUUUGUAAAAUCCCCGCGUAGAUGAGGCGAACGAGUCAAGAAAAAGAAGUGAAAAAAAUAUACAAACGAUACAGCAGAAAAAUGA
This is a messenger RNA of Diachasma alloeum, 1323 nucleotides long. Its product is annotated as frequenin-1. NCBI's taxonomy places the organism in Eukaryota, Metazoa, Arthropoda, Insecta, Hymenoptera, Braconidae. The record is from RefSeq and is a predicted model, not a curated record. The coding region runs from base 287 to 850 and encodes 187 amino acids. Gene Ontology annotation, molecular function: calcium ion binding; calcium sensitive guanylate cyclase activator activity. The transcript is spliced from 7 exons.